Messenger RNA from Neltuma alba, 1956 nucleotides. RefSeq lists its product as uncharacterized. Lineage: Eukaryota; Viridiplantae; Streptophyta; Magnoliopsida; Fabales; Fabaceae. The record is from RefSeq and is a predicted model, not a curated record. The transcript is spliced from 4 exons. The coding region runs from base 111 to 1451 and encodes 446 amino acids.
ACUUUCGGCGUCCGAAAUCGCUCUCCAGCACCAACUUCUCGCGACAAUGCAUGCCAUUAUUCGUCACAUUUAACGGUGAUAUUUCAUCCGCCGAUUUGAUUCCAUGAAUCAUGGCCAAUCUCGAUUCAGAACCAGAGCAAGUUCCUUAUUUGACGCCCCUUCUCGCUUCAAGUUCAAAUCCGAAUCAAAACGACAUUGAAGUAGAUGAAGCACAACAAGAAGAGAAUGAUGAAGAGGUUCGACUGGAUCAAACACUUCGACGUUUGGAAACGUUUCUCACUGUACUUGGGUUCAAUCAGUCUUCGGUGUUAGGCUUUGCUCUGUCUUGGAGUGCGUUCAUGGCUGUCGGUGUGGUAGUUCCGCUAUUGGCGCUUCAUUUCAGUGAUUGCUCCAACUGUGAAAAGUAUCAGAUUAGGAAUUUUGAGAUGGACGUUGUGGCCCUUCAGGCGUGCCUCGCCGCCGUCUCCUUGGUUUGCCUCUCCCAUAAUCUGCGCAAGUACGGUUUAAGGAGGUUCCUCUUUGUUGACCGUCACAGUGGGCAAAUAGCCAGCUUUCGCAAAGAUUACGUUAAACAAAUUUUGGAGUCUAUGCGCUUGCUCGUUCUGUGGCUACUGCCAUGUUUCCUGUUGAAGAUGGCCCGAGAAAUCAUUCGCCUUAUAUAUGUACGUCGUGAGUCAUGGUGGCUCUCAGUUGCUAUUUUAUUAGCUUUAACAAUAUCUUGGACUUAUGUGAGUACAAUCUCUCUAUCAGCCAGCAUUUUGUUUCACUUGGUCUGCAAUUUGCAAGUUAUCCACUUCGAUGAUUAUGGGAAGCUCUUAGAAAGGGAAUCUGAUGUGUUAGUAUUCAUGGAAGAGCACAUACGGUUGCGUUAUCAUCUCUCAAAAAUAAGCCACAGGUUCAGAAUAUAUCUUCUUCUGCAAUUCUUGGUUGUCACAACUAGCCAAUUCGUGACUCUGUUACAGAUCACAGUAUACGGGGGAAUAAUUUCUUUAACAAAUGGUGGAGAUUUUGCUGUCUCUACACUUCUGCCGGUCGUUGGAAUCAUUAUUUGCCUGCAUGCAGCUACAAGAAUCUCUCAUAGAGCUCAAAACAUAGUUUCUCUUGCUAGUAGAUGGCAUGCAUUGGCAACGUGCACCUCUUCUGAUGCAUCUCAAUUGAGAAAUUCCGUUAGCUUAGGGAAUUUGGAGGCUGCAAACCGUUUGAAUUCAUUAUAUUUGGAUUACUCUGAAAGUGACGUAGAGUCAUUGGAUUACAUUGGGAUGUCUACUAAUACCCAGCUGGCUUCUUAUAUGGCAUCACAGCACAAGAGGCAAGCCUUUGUGAUGUAUUUGCAAUCUAAUCCUGGAGGAAUCACAAUUUUCGGAUGGACAGUUGACCGGUCUUUUGUCAACACGAUAUUUUUCAUUGAGCUGAGUCUAGUUACCUUUGUGCUUGGCCAGACCAUAGUUUAACGUGAAUCGUGCACGCUGCGAACGCUAAGAAACCCUUCAUGCAUGGAUUUCGUCAUUUUUGAUUGAAAGCUUCCAGGCAUAUCGAUAUCCCAUUGAUAGCUCCUCCUUGGCAAGGUAUGGAAGUGAUGUAAGCUGUUCCUCUUUGUUACCUUACACAGUAGCCUAGCAGAGGCAGACAUGGGAUGGAAACAGUGGUAAAUUCUUCUGCACAUCCUUUGAAAGUUAUUGCACUGAUGCAAUUAUGUGUCGCAUUAGAAGAAUAUACAAGGUAAUGACUGUCAAAAUAUAAAGAUUGAGUUGAAAUAUGGAUAUAUAACAUUAUUUCAAAUUGACAUCGAGUCAAUAUACUUUGACAGCUUUUACUAUGCUGUUAAAUAUGUCAUGUAGUGAUUGUACCAAUACAAUAUAUAUAUCUUAUAUAUGGACAGACAGCUUCUUGUCAUUCAUUGGUUUCAGAACAGUAGUAACUAGCUCUGCAAAAAUGGCUUGGUGCAAAAUUUGGCCA